Messenger RNA from Pelobates fuscus (common spadefoot toad), 2984 nucleotides. RefSeq names its product microsomal triglyceride transfer protein large subunit-like. The transcript is spliced from 18 exons. Gene Ontology annotation, biological process: lipoprotein metabolic process; lipid transport. NCBI's taxonomy places the organism in Eukaryota, Metazoa, Chordata, Amphibia, Anura, Pelobatidae. Gene Ontology annotation, cellular component: endoplasmic reticulum; Golgi apparatus; basolateral plasma membrane. The record is from RefSeq and is a predicted model, not a curated record. Gene Ontology annotation, molecular function: lipid binding. Bases 216 to 2879 code for a protein of 887 amino acids.
CUGACUCCUGACAAGUUCACUCCUGGAGGCCAGCUCCUUCUCCUCAUAGUGUCUGUCCACUGUUCCUGGAUUACAUACAGUACCACGAAGGGGCCACGAUGGAAGAAAGCCAGAAUUAAUAUUCCCUUUAUUUGUGCCAGAGCUGACCCUCACAGAAUACCAACAUUGACUUAUACCACGAAGCCCAUCUGGUUAUUCACAGCCUGUCUUUCAUUAUGUCUCUGGGGUCCAGCUGUACAACGUGCACCCUGCACUUAAUCAUUCUUCUCAUCUGUUGCUGUACUUGCAUUCAUUCAAAAGGCCCAUCCUUCAAGCCAGAAACAUCCUACAGAUAUCACUACACCAUAGAUUUAAAGAUAGACCAUGUCUCCCAGGUGUCUGUGCCAGGAACCAGUUUAAAGUUUGAUGCUAACAUACAGACUCAUGUGCUAUGGAGAAAUAAAAACAAUCAAGAUGAUCAGCUGGUAAAUGUACAGAUCCAGGAUUUUGUGUUCCAACAUCUAUCAAGCAAGAACAAUGUCACUGGAGAAGAUUUCACUUUCCAACAACUGUCAACCAGCAACAUGCUUCGUCCUGUGCUCUUCCACUGGACCUCUGGAGAGGUGGUCGGCCUGUAUGUUACCAAAGACGACAAUGGACAAACCCUAGAAUUGAAAAAAGGACUUGUCAGCCUGUUUCAGUUUCAGCCCCUCACAGGGAUUUACACAGAGGAAGAUGUCACAGGUAAAUGUAGUGUUACCUAUGUCACAUCCAAUGAUCUCAUCAAAAAGACGAAACACCUUCGCAGCUGUACAAAUUCUCCAUUAGAGUUUGACUCCGAUGAAAAGGUUUUGGGUGUUUCUUGGAAUUCCACCAGUCGGGGACACGCACUUCUUAAUCACAGUAUAAUACAGACCGCUACAUCGGAGGAAAACCACACAGUCUCACUGCGUGUGAAAUCAAAUCUUGGUUCACAUAUUACUUCCAGGCAAGUGAUGGAGCUCAUAGCAACUUCUCCAGGAUCUCCUGAGGUUCAUGGAAUCAGUUUUGAGAAGGUACUGGAAGAGCUACCUGAGAAGUACCAGAAAAUAGAGAUCACAAGUCACCAAUUGGAACGUUCCAAAGAAAAUUUCACGCUUCCAAAGUACUUGGAAUUUACGAAGACAAAAUCACUUAAACUAAACGUUGCAAAAGCUUCAACUACCAGAGAAUUCCACAAGAUGGUGAAGUUCUUCCGGCAUGCCAAGAAAAGCGACAUUCUUCAGUACUUACAAAAGGCUUCUGGUGACUUACUUCCAUUUCUGCUUGAUGCUGUGGUAAUUGCACAAACGCCAGCAACAGUAUCUGCCCUGUCUGAGUUCUUGGACUUCAGUAAGAAGAAACAGGCCCCAAGGAAUGAGAAGUUUCUUUAUUCCGCAGCUUUCGCACCAAACCCUUCAAUGGACCUUCUUAAUCUGGUGUUAGAAAAACUGAAAGGCAAAGUAAAUGAUCCCUCUGUGAUGGAAACGGGAAUUAUAGUAAUGGGGGCAAUUAUUGGCAAGUUGUGCAGGAUGGGGCUGUGUGAUUUCGAGGAUGUGCAGCGUGCAAAGGCCACACUUGUGAAAGGACUGAAUAAUGCAGAAGACGACGUUGAGUUGAAAAUAUACCUCCUUUCUUUAAAAAAUGCCCAGCUUCCCGAAACAAUCGACCUUCUUCUUGACUAUGCAGAGGAUAACUCGGGAGUUGUGUGCAGCACUGCACUCUUAGCUUUAAAAGACUUUCCAGCAGAGCAUAUCUCUACAAAGGAGGUGAAGGACACAUUAAAAAACAUUUUCCAUCAAACACAUCAAAAGUACCAUAAAAAAUGUCGACUGAUUGCAGCUGAGAUUUUACUGGCUACAGAUUAUUCACACGCAAACCUGAUUAAGACUUUAUUGAGUGCAAACUCGAUUGACAAGGAAACAACAAAACUACUGCUCUCCAAAAUCCAGAACAGACUGACCUUCAAACAUCCUUUAAUGAAACCUUCAAACACCGUUCUGGAAAAUAAAUAUCUAAAUUACAACGAGUUUUCACAGCCUGGGAGUUCCACCAGCUUCUCUGGACUUCUCACUGCCAACGAGAAUAUGGUUUCUACUUUUGGUGUGGAUCUCUUGUUCACGGAGACGGGGUUCCUGAAGAGGAGUGUAUCAGACAUUACGUUAUUUGAUCAGGUCCAUCAGUUGAAGGCAAUGCAGGUUUCUAUAGAAGCACAAGGAUUAGAAUCUCUAAUAGGAGGAGGAUCCGCAGAAGAAAGUGAAGAUGAAGCUAUGGUUGGGAUGUCGGCAACUUUGUUUGAUGUCCAGUUGCGUCCAGUGGUAUUUUUUGAAGGUUACAUGGACCUAAUGUCGAAAGUGUUUUCAAGUAGUGGUGACCCCAUCAGUGUGGUCAAAGGAACUGUGCAGCUCAUUGACUACAAUCAACAUUUGCCAUUGCAGUCCGGGUUACAACCUAUUAUUGAGUGCCAGGUUGGGAUUGGACUGGAUAUCCUGGCCAAAAUUGAUGUCAUGCUUUGGGAGCAGAAAUGUAAAACGAACGUCAAUACCACGGCUGGACUUGUUAUGGAGUUUAACACAGGACUAGACACCUCAUUCUUUAAAGCAGACUUGAAGUCACAUGUUGAAGCAGAAACCACAGUAAGCUUGGAUUCCAUGAUGGCAUUGGUAAGCUCUCCAAUGGACCUCUGCAUCGAGUUAUCUCAUGGAGACCUUCCAUAUAGAGAAACAUACAUCCUUUCUGAAUACUUUGCAGAGAAGAAUAUCACACAUACCAUACAGAAGGGAAGGAAAUCGACGGUGUGGGGGAGAGACUUCCCGUUGAGCACUGCCAACUCACAGAUGUGUAGUAGAGUAAAAUAUGAAGAAGAUCAAUAUAACUCAUAGAUCACUGUGUCAGGGACACCAAGCUCUCUCUUCCCGUCCCAAAUCGCAGACAGAGUUUUUAAGAAGAAAAUAAACCAUUUUGAAGAAAAUCUAUUCAUUUCAGUA